Molecule: messenger RNA, 2127 nt
Organism: Jatropha curcas
Lineage: Eukaryota; Viridiplantae; Streptophyta; Magnoliopsida; Malpighiales; Euphorbiaceae
Source: RefSeq, a predicted model, not a curated record
CCAACCAAGCGCUAUUGCAAGCGCUGCCCAAAGCCACUACUCUCUCUUUGACCCAUCUCCUAAUCUUUAGGAACUGCAGAAUCGAAUUCGAAGCAGUCUAUUGACACAAAUUGACUGACCUGGAGGGGAUUGGAGAAAAUGACAUCGUUGUCGCGUUCGGAGAACCAACUGCAGUGGAAUUGAGAGAUCGGUGCCUGGAGAAGAGUAUAGAGGAUAGCAAGAAUAUAAGAGAAGAAGACAUCGGAUUACAGUGAUCCUAUGAGGUUGACCCACAAAAUAAGGAAAAUAAAUCUUUAAAUCAGAAAAUCUUCUCUUCAAGCUUGACGCCAGUAGAGGAGCCAUCCUUAAUCCGACGGUCUUCUUACUUAGAGAAUGAAGGCAAAAUCUAAAUUUGCCGUCGUGAUCGGCCAGAAAGGCAGAAAGUAAAAUUAAAUAUUGUGAAAAAAUUAGUAAUAUAAAAAUAAAAUAGUAGUUUCAGCUAUGCGCGAUUCAUAGCCAAUUUUGGGCUUAAUUGUACAUAAAAUUUAAAGGCCCAUUUAGCCCAGGGAUAUUCGUUGAGCGCCCGCUAAGCUUUGUUGAUUUCACGCGGAAACCCUAAACGCAAAGAUCUUCUCCGUGGCUCAGUCCUCUCUGAGGUUCGCUCUUUCUCUUUCAUUUCCUCAUUCUUUUGCUGCUAUUUUCUCCUUCAUUUUUCCAUUUGAUAUGGUGAGAAAGCUGACAGAAAGAAUAAGUGAAGACGUUUUCAAGUAAUGGACACACUGGAGGAAAUAGAGGAGAAACCAUCCAGCGGCUUCCAAGAAAAGCAAGAAACUCGUGAUGAAAUGCUAUCUAGGCAUAGGAAGGAGAUAGCACAGCUGCAGAACAAAGAAAUUGAACUGAAAAAGGCUGCAGCAAAAGGCAGCAAGGCUGAACAAAAAGCUAAGAAGAAGCAGGUUGAAGAGCAGAUAUCUGAGCUUUCGACUAAACUAAAAGAAAAGCAUGCUGAAGAACUUGCUUCAUUAGGAUAUAGCACCAGCAACGUGAAUGAGAAAAGCAAUCUUGACAAUUUGGUGAAGGCCAUUGCUGGUGUUUCUGUUACCAACGAACCAGAAAAUGCCAGGAUCAGCAAGAGUGCAAAGAGGCGGGGAAAAAGAGCUCAGCAAGAAGCAGAAAGAGAGCAAAGAAUUCAAGAAGAGCAGAGCAACCUUGUAAGUGAUCGGAUGAUUGAAAAUGAGAAAUUGAAAGAAAAGCUUGAACCCCUUGGCUUGACAGUUAAUGAAAUAAAGCCAGAUGGACACUGCCUCUACCGAGCCAUUGAAGAUCAGCUAGCUCUCCUUUCUGGAGGUGCUUCUCCCUAUACUUACCAAGACCUUCGCAAAAUGGUGGCUGCUUACAUGAGAGAACAUGCAUCAGAGCUCCUUCCGUUUUUCCUGUCAGAAAAUAUAAUAGGAGGAGACUCUGGUAACUCACUAACUGAUGUAUUUGAAAGUUACUGCAAAGAAGUGGAGUCUACAUCUGCCUGGGGUGGACAACUCGAGCUUGGCGCUUUAACUCACUGUCUCAAGAAAUCUAUAAAGAUAUUUUCAGGAUCCUUCCCGGAUGUGGAGAUGGGGAAAGAGUACAAAUCAGAUGGUGGUUCUGGUUCAUCUGAUGGAAGCAUAUUGCUAUCAUAUCACAAACAUGCAUUUGGCCUCGGGGAGCAUUAUAACUCAGUGGUGCCAAAUUGAUCAGGCGGGAACCAUUAUAACUCCUUCAAACAGUUACAUUUUGCAAUGCAGGUUCACUAUUCUGUGCUGUUGUGAGAGAUAAAGACAAUUUGGAGCAUUAUGAAAUAGUUGCUUCUUCUCUUAUGAUAUUAUUAGUUUGAUGAAAAGAGAGCUCUUUCUAUCAACGCAGGGGAAGAAAAUUUAAAUAUUAAAGCUGCACUUGCUGAAAAUUUUCAGGUAAGAAUCCGAAAUGCUAGAGAAUACGUGCAACGCAAUGGUUAUGUUCACCCAUUUUAGCUGUUGAAUACAAAUUGAAGAAUCAAGAUUUUGUUGCCUUUUAUAUAAAUAUACAGUUUCUGAUAAAUGAUAAUAUAAGAUUUUAGCGGUUGUAAGUAAUUUUAUGUGAUGUAGAUAAAAUUACAUUGAUGCCCAGAUUCAUUCA